UGUGCCCGGGGGCAGGUGGGGGCCGCUGCCCGGUGCAAGGCGGAGCCUCCGCGGAGCGGAGCGGAGCGGAGCCCGGCGGGGAAGGCUCCUGUUGCUGCCCCCGAGCCCGGGCGGGGGACUAUGAAGCACCAUGGUGUGGUGUGACCGGGGGGUCCAGAUGCUGCUGACCACGGUGGGCGCCUUCGCCGCCUUCAGCCUCAUGACCAUCGCCAUCGGCACCGACUACUGGCUCUACUCCAGCGCGCACAUCUGCAACGGGACCAACGUGAGCAUGGACGAGGCGCCGGGGCAGCCCAAGAAGGCGAAGGGCGACCUCACGCACUCGGGGCUCUGGCGGAUCUGCUGCAUCGAAGGGAUCUACAAAGGACAUUGCUUCCGAAUCAACCACUUCCCUGAAGACAACGACUAUGACCAUGACAGCUCGGAGUACCUUCUCCGCAUUGUCCGUGCCUCCAGCGUGUUUCCCAUCCUAAGCACUGUAUUACUACUGCUGGGAGGACUCUGUGUUGGAGCAGGAAGGAUUUAUAGCAGCAAAAACAACAUUAUUCUCAGUGCUGGGAUUCUUUUUGUUGCAGCAGGAUUAAGUAAUAUCAUAGGAAUCAUUGUCUACAUAUCAAGCAAUGCUGGUGACCCGAGUGACAAGCGAGACGAGGACAAAAAGAACCAUUACAGCUAUGGCUGGUCUUUUUAUUUUGGAGCUUUGUCUUUUAUUGUGGCUGAAACCAUAGGAGUGCUGGCUGUGAACAUUUACAUUGAGAAAAAUAAAGAGCUGAGGUUUAAGACCAGGAGAGAAUUCCUUAAGACUUCUUCUUCUCCUUAUGCCAGGAUGCCAAGCUAUAGGUACAGGAGGAGGAGGUCCAGAUCAAGUUCUAGAUCGACAGAGCCUUCUCCGUCUAGGGACGUUUCCCCAGUUGGCAUGAAGAUUGCAAGCUCCAUCCCCAUGAAUGAAAUUUCCAUGUACACUUUAUCCAGAGAGCCCCUGAAGGUUACAACUGCAGCCAGUUACAAUGCAGAACAAGAAGCCAGUUUUCUGCAGGUCCACAACUUCCUUCAGAAGGAAUUUAAAGAAGGACUACAUGUCAGCAUGGUCAACAGAAGAACAACACCUGUUUGAAGGGUUUUUCCUCCCCUCUCUCUUUUUUAAAAUGUGAAACCAGAAUGGAUCUUAAGAGAAGGAGAAGUUUUAAAACUCUCUUUUACUUCUUGAAACAACAUAUGCUGGGGCUGGUAAAUGAAGACCUUGGAAUACUGGAAUGACUUAAAGAUAUUAUAUGUUCAUAGUUUGGUUGUCUUUUUUAACGCUAUUUGGAGUUUGUUUCAUUCUGGUGUCAAAAAGGUGAAAACAGUUCACGGCCCUGCACUUUGGUUAUGCGUACCAUGUAGCAGUGAGACUGGAAAAGUUGAGCUGCCAUUGUGUUUUAAAGAGAUGUAUAACAAUUUCAGUAUGAUUUUUAAAAAGUAUAAUCCCUUAAAAUAAACUAAAUAUAUCUCAUUUCCAAGCCUGAGGCUGAUCACCAAUGGAGCCUAAUGCUGUCCUUCAAAACUUAACUACCAUAUGAUCCAGUUUCCUUUGACACAGGCAAAAAAAGGGAACUGAGCUGUCUCAGAAGCAGCUGCCUCCUGAAGAAAAUGAAAUACAGGAGGGAAAAGUAUUUGCAGCCAGCUUGUGCUACUGGACUGUAGCAUGCCAAGUGCUGCAGGAUGCAAAGGCAGGGUCAUUUGCAGCGAUAAGCCCUGCCUCCCUUCUUAGUCAUAGUCUUGUGCAAUACAACCAAGGAGUCUAUGGAGGAGGUGCAGAGACAGGUGUGGAGACAGGAUGGAUGCACUCUAUAAUAAGUAAAUGGUACAGAAUUAAAGUAGAAAGCAGCUCAAGUAUAUUUGCAAAAAUCCUUUCUUGCCUAAAGUUUUAAAAAACUUGAAUUGCCUCGCUGCUAACAGCCUAGUGCCUGAUCCAGCAAGGGGCUGAGCACUGUGUGUCAGGAGAGGUGUGCCAGACCUCUCAGAAUUCGGCCCCUAUAUCGUCCGCAUGUUGCAAGAAAUGGAAAUGGAGCUGGGCCCGAUGCCAGUGAAACCGGUGAUUCCAUAAGGGUCGCACUAUUAUUUUUUCUUACUGUUUCACAAGUGUGACGCUAAUGUUAGUGUAAUUUAAGGUAUCAAAGCUAUGUGUACAUGAAAAUGGAAAGCAAAUAUAUUGAUCCAUUAUUCAGAACAGCAAAUAUUUCUGCAGCAACAUGGAGUGCUAGUUGGAUGCUGACUAUUUUUUAAAACAGAACAAAAGUGCUCAUGGUUUACUAAAUAUUUAUUAAACUUUUUAUUAUUAAUAAGUGCCACAUGGCACAAUUAUAGUUGCUUUUUUUGCUGAAACAGUGGUUCAAAGCAAUUUAAUUUAUUCCUUAAUAAUGAAAUGCAGAGAGCCCACAGUAGACCCCAUGUAUCACCUAAGCUGGGAAAAAAAACAGACGUGUCCUUUUUACUUCUUUAUGAGGUUUCUGAAAAGGUUUGAAAUACUUUCUUAGAUUCCUACUCAGCUUUUUAUACUAGAAAUUUAGGCUGGGAUUUUCAAAGGAUCUUAAGGGUUUGGUGGAACAGUAAUAGAAGUCAAUGAAAGUCUCUUCAUCAGCUUCAAUGGGUUUUGGACCUGGGCAUGUGGGAGUUGGGUAACCAAUUCCUGUUGAAUUCCAGCAAGACGUGGACAUCAAAUGCCUGUAGGCUCCAGGGUUUUAUCUGCCCUGGAACUUGAGGGUGACUAAAAAGUACUAAUGAAGUGAUGAUAUCACAACAGCCAAGGCAGUGAAUGCCGAGUGACUCGGGCCAGGAAUCUUUAUCUGACUUGUUUUAAAUUCUUUGGGGUUUUAAUUCCUUCUGUAAUACCUAUUUAACAUAAAUGACUGAGUAAAUUUUUUGAUAAAGGAUGCCACUGUAAAAGACAUAAUAUCCUUCAACCUUACUUAUGGUGCAAAAUGUUUCCUGUACCUAUAAACAGAGUCUUGCAGUCAAACCUAGGAAGACAUGCCUUCAUAUGCCAAAAAAAGCCCAGUAAAAUCCUGACUGUCCAGGCCUUCUGUCUCCACCAGCCAAAAAAACCCCAACUGAGAGAAAAUCCUGAUUUUUUAAAUACUCUUUUCUUGUAACCUUUACACCCCAUCAGUGCAUCUACAUAGAUAUUUUUGCAAGAAGUCCAGUUCAAUUGAACCAAGGCCUUCCUCCCUGUAUGAGCUACAGCCAGGUUACAAUUUUGAUAGCAAACUUGUCCAAACCUUUUGUACUGAGGCAUAUUUCAUUCUCAUGGCUAAUUAGUAUGAAAUGGACACGCUUAUAAAAAGCACCACUGCCAUGCUUUUAUUUUUACAUCAGGGCACGAAGGGAAAGAUGCUGGCAAUUUUUUUUGAACUAUGGAAGAGAAAAAUAUCUUACCUACUUUCCAGUAGUGAACUUUCCAGCAAGUAAAAUAAAAGGAAGGAGGGGCAUAUGACUAAAUUUAUUAAAGUUCUUGAAGAAUUGUUUUUACAUAUGUCUUUAUGCUUUCAAACAAAUAAAUUAUUUCCUACUUUUUGAGAUUUCUUAAUUAAAAUAAAUGAAUUAGUUACGAUAGAGGUAGAAAAUGACAUUUAAAAAAGCAUUCUGUCUCAUUAGUGGGUUAUACUAAGUGCUUAUUAAUUUACAUCUAUGUAUUGUAUUACACCUAUGUAUUUCAGGUACAGCUCCCUAGAAUUAUUGCUUCCCGGUGCGUGUUGCUAAAGUAAUCAUUAGAAAUAAGUCCUCGUUUGUGUUUACUGUAAUUACAAAAACAUUCCCUUUCAAAGCAGGAGCUAGAUGUAGGUUGUCUUUCUAAACUUGCCUGUGUUGAAAUGAAAGUGGAGAAUGCUUGGUUUGGGUUGGGGUGGGUUUUUUCAUCAUCAUCUUCCAGUGACCAUGUUUAGCCUGGUUCUGGUUGAAAAGUGAGCCUUUUUCUAAAGCGUGACUCAAACCUGCAGUUCUGCACGUGUGUGUUGUACAGUAUGUGUACACUGUGUCCACGGGACUUCUCGGCUAAGUGUUUUGGGAUGAGCUGGCUGACUGUCUAGCAGUUUGUAUGUGGAUCUUCACCCCCUAGAACUUAAACCAUCGUGCUGACUUUGGUGUUUCGUGUGAUCUCCGUUCUGUGAGCUCAGGGGCAGGGUACCGGUAGGGCUGGUUUAUUCAGAGCCACACUCCAGCACGUUUACUCAUGUUGAGUAGAAAUGCUUAAAAACCUGAGAAGACCAUAGCGCGUCAUGGGCUAUGCAGUCUGACAAGGAAGCCAGGCUCGUGAAGGAGAACAAGGCCAUAAGGGGCAGAGGAUCAUCUGAAGUGAAAUGCAGUGUUUUGGGCUGGCAACCUGGAACAAAGCAUUUCAGUUCAAUUUGAUUUUUCCAAUGAAAAAAUAGUGCCAAAGUCUCUUUUCCUGUGGAAAAUAAAAUAUUUUGACAAAACCCCGAAACUGUCCACCAACCCUAUGUGUUAAGUAUUUUCUUAGUCCGUGGGUCGUGACUCUGAAAUCAUUGUGCUUAUUCCAGGAUUGAGACACUGACUCAACAGCAGAGAGGAUAAGAGGGCCGUAUGCACUCUUUUCAUCCGUAUACAGCACCUGGCAUAAUGGCGCUCCGCUUUCUGAGUUGGUGCUAAAAUAAUAGUAAUAAUCUGUCUGUCUGAUAUUCUCCUAUCUGGAAAAGACAACUUCCAAGAAUAAAAGAUAUAAAAAGAAGCCUCACUGGUAUCAGAUUUGAUUUUCUGAGAAACACAGCUACACGUACAUUGUCAACCAUCUCCUCCUGUUUCUUAUACCGAACAGAAUAGGGGUGAAACUAGCAGUCAUCCAUAUGCUCGUGCUUUUAGCAACAGAGUAGUCUUGUAUUGGUUUUUCUUUCUGUAUAGGACAUAUAUCCACAAGGGCUAAUCUACCAUGUCCCUUGAGGUCACAUUUCUGUUUGCAGUCCUCAAAAUGUUAUUUCCAAUGUGCUUCAGUACUGCCCAUAUAAUCACAAGCAUGUAUAUUGUACUCACUCUUCUUUUUUAAAUAAACCAUUUUAAAUGUA
Alligator mississippiensis (American alligator) is the source of this 5054-nucleotide messenger RNA. It is a transcript of the gene CACNG4, whose product is annotated as calcium voltage-gated channel auxiliary subunit gamma 4. Gene Ontology annotation, cellular component: postsynaptic density membrane; AMPA glutamate receptor complex; voltage-gated calcium channel complex. The record is from RefSeq and is a predicted model, not a curated record. NCBI's taxonomy places the organism in Eukaryota, Metazoa, Chordata, Crocodylia, Alligatoridae. Gene Ontology annotation, biological process: neurotransmitter receptor transport, postsynaptic endosome to lysosome; transmission of nerve impulse; positive regulation of synaptic transmission, glutamatergic. The transcript is spliced from 4 exons. The coding region runs from base 131 to 1114 and encodes 327 amino acids. Gene Ontology annotation, molecular function: channel regulator activity; voltage-gated calcium channel activity.